GACAGAUUCAAAAGUCUCAGACAAUAUUAACUGUUAGACAACCACUAGUGGAGCACUCUGGGAUAUCUCUGGACCUGUUAACAUGUGCCGAGCAUUAGAGCAUCUGCCAAUCACCUGUCUGGAAAGGGCAAAGGAGCUAAAGGCUCGGUUUGGAAGUUUUCUCCUGAAGCAAGAGCUUAAUAUCAUGGGCCACUCUCAAAAAGCUGACAAACUAACUUUAGAGAACAGGAAAAAAUGGAGCCAGUCUUUCUAUGAACUCCUGGCUCACAAAGAGGGACUGUGUGCUUUCAGAGCGUUUCUGUCAUCUGAGUACAGUGAAGAAAACAUCGCUUUCUAUCUGGCCUGUGAGGACUUCAAGAACACAAAGAAUUCCUCCAAGCUGUGUCCCAAGGCCAAGAAAAUCUAUGAGGAAUUCAUCUGCUGUGAUGCACCGAGAGAGGUUAAUCUGGAUCAUGAAACUAGAAGUAUCACCCUGAAGAGUAUGGAGCAACCCACCCUCUCCUCCUUCAACCUGGCCCAGAGCAAAAUUUACACCCUCAUGGAGAAAGAUUGUUACCCUCGUUUCCUAAAGUCAACCGUCUACCAGGAACUCAUCACUCAACAUGUGGGCUAAACUAUCCAUGCCUGUAGCAUGGAAGACUCUAGGGACAGAAACAAUGGAAUGUGUCACAGACGAACACAGCAUUUGUGUGAUGUGACCAGGGACUAAAAACGAAAUGUUUUUCAUUUUGGUUCGUUCUAAGCAAAAACUGAUUAGAACUAAAUAAAUGAACGGUUAAUAACAGUCUUUUACAAAUGACAGUAAUCUACUCUAAGGGGUGGGUGAAAUACCUAGUUGUGUUGCAGCAACAUGGUCUGGAAAAACAAGCCCAAAAUAAGCCAGUUGCCUCACCAAAAUAAGCGAAAAUUAGCAGAAAAAAUGUUUUCCUAUGUGGUGGAUUUAUCGGCAUAGAAAUCAUAACAAGCAGUUAAUUAUCAGUUAAGGAUCAUUUUAUUUACAGAUCUGCUUCUGAGUCAAAACCCGGCAGCAUCAAAUCUGUAUUAAUGCAUCAUAUCUAACAAUAAUACAGUGAAGACUUGGAAACAACUGAGAAAGGUACUUUUUACUUCUAAUAAAGUUUUCCUUGUACCUAGAUUAGCUGUGCAUGUAUAUGUAGUAAUUAUAUAUCAUUGUUAAAAGGUCUUCAUUCAGAGAAUGUGACAUCCACAACGGGCAAUUAGGCAAAGAAAUGUGUGAUGGAGCAAUUUCCUUCAGUAUCAAAGCACGUUUCAUUUUUUCGGGCAACAUGAAGUGGUGUAGCUCCAAAAAUGUACUGUGAUAAACCUUUUGGCCUUUAGUUUCAUAGAAAAAUUAUCAGAACAAAAUUAACCGGUUACUACCGGUUACCAGCAUUUGAAAAUAAAGUAUUCACUACGGAACAACUGAAAAACACGUUGCUCUGGUUUUUGGUUAAGUUCUGCUGUUAAGUUCUGCUUUUUGAAUGAAUCAUAACCUGUAUCAUGGGGUUCAGGAGGUCUUAUGGUGGAGACACAGACUCAAAGACCAGACUGGAAGGACAACUUGUGGAUGAUUGAGUUUAUCAGUGCAGUAGUGGAGCACACUGAUGAAGUUUGUUGCACUGGGGAGUUACUGUGAAAGUUGGCUGACUUUUGCACUUUUAUGUAAAACUGUUUCUUUUUUUUUUUUUUUUGCAUUUUGUAUUGAGUAUUUAUUAAAGAGUUAUAUUAAAAAUAGUAUUAUUUAUA
Myxocyprinus asiaticus (Chinese sucker) is the source of this 1746-nucleotide messenger RNA. RefSeq names its product regulator of G-protein signaling 16-like. The transcript has 4 exons. Bases 83 to 613 code for a protein of 176 amino acids. Lineage: Eukaryota; Metazoa; Chordata; Actinopteri; Cypriniformes; Catostomidae. The record is from RefSeq and is a predicted model, not a curated record.